CCUGAACGUCGUUCCGGAUGUACGCCGUCGGACGUGUUUCACAGUGGGACAGGAAGCAACUUGAGGUUACAGGAGUCUUUGCCGAAGACUUUUACCUGAUCAUUCUACAGCUGCCUUUUAUAAAACAGAGACACAAUGUUGAGAAAGGUAGCUGCACAGGUCUUCAGACAGACGCUGAGACACAACAGCACAGAUGUCAAUUUAAUCCUGGAGAAAUCGGUGAACAGAGUCCAGCUGCUGGGCCGAGUUGGUCAGGAUCCAGUGAUGAGACAAGUGGACAGUAAAAACCCUGUGACCAUCUUCUCUUUAGCCACAAAUGAGAUGUGGCGCUCAACAGAAGGAGAAACAAACCAGGCAGGUGACGUCAGUCAGAAGACGUCAUGGCACCGCGUGUCUGUCUUCAAACCAGGUCUGAGAGACUUGGCGUACCAGUACGUCAAGAGAGGGUCCAGGAUUUAUAUUGAGGGCAAACUGGACUACGGCGAGUACGUGGACAAGAAUCUAGUGAGACGUCAGGCCACCACCAUCAUCGCAGAUAACAUCAUCUUCCUGUCCGAGAACGUGCGAGAGAAAUCCUGAAGCACUUCCCCACCAGAACUGGAGUUUUGUAUGUGUGUGUUAGUUCUUACUUAAAAAGACUGGGAAGCUGAAGAGGGGGAAAAACCAACGAGGGAAACAAGUCUUUUACACACUGACCGUGACAGUAGUGCCACCUUCUGGUAGAAGAAAAACUGGCACUUAAAGCAGGGGAGAAAAGCUCCACUUCUGUAUAUACAUUUACAUUUUGAUUGUGUCUAACUGUAACAAAGACUUGAGUUUUUUAUGAGAAAAACAGUUCUUAGGAAAAUACAAAGGUAAAUGCUAGGCUAGCCAGUUCCACCAGCUUUACUUUCUUCUUUGAAAAGUGUUGGACGGGGGCGACUUUAUGAUCUGAAAUAUUAUUUUUUUACUUUUCUUCUUGGUUAUUUUUCUCAGUUGCUAUUGGACAGGCCUGGCUUCUCAUUCCACAUAUGUGCCACGUUUAUUUUCUCACAAAUUAGAACAUAAUAUUCCACUGAGAUUUGUUCUGAUUUUGCUCGUCAAAACAAGCCUUAUUGUAUUUUUAUGGCCAGUGUAGUCACUAGUAAAAGUCUCACAAAAAGUGUAUGUUAUGAAAUAUAAUAAUAUUCUAGUUUAAACUACUCAUAACUGACUAAAAUCUCAACCUGUUUAGUUGAAGACAACACUGAUAUACUGGCAGGAAAACUGAAGAAAGACACUCACGAAGAUCUUCUUUAACAAGAAGAACACCUAGCCAAAGAGUAUUUAAUAGUUCUGCCUUUCAUGGUUUGGCGAGCAAAGAAAAUUAUAUGCAGUAAAUAAAUAAUAGUUUUUAGCCCAAUUAAAUGAAAUUAGAUAAUUUUCCACGGCACGCCUAAUGAUCUCUCACGGCACAGUGGUUGGGAGUCACUGACGUAGUUGGUCCUGGAAGAAUUGUUAAAUUACUAAAGUAAAACAGAAGAAGGAAUUUAAACUGACAUACUUAGAAAUUUCAAAAAGGUCAGCAUUAUUUUGUUAUGAAUUAUAAAUAUUCUCUAAUGUCAUUUUUCUCAGCAGUUAAAACCCACAUCAGUUUUUCCAUUUCUGUCCUUUAACAGUGACUCGUUUGUUCUGCUAGUUAACUGCGCUUCUGUUUCUUAUUUUACGGUUUUCCCCAGCUGUAAAAGGUCCGAAUUAACUUCUCUGUUCUCAGUCAUUCUCAAGUAAAAAACCCCAAUAAAGGAAACUUGAUUGUGGUUUGCUCGAUAUGACGAACUGUUACUCGUAGAACGUAUGUAACUUCCUAAAAAAGAGAAGUGUGCAGACAAAAAUAGUACUUGAAUGUUAUUACUGCGUUAUUUGGAGGGCGUUUCUAUCUGAGCCAAGGUAUUCUUGUCUUAAACCGAUUGGUCGCAGUAGGUUUCUUUCUCUUUUCUGAUCUGCUAAUUUUCUGUCAGUCACAGAAGUGACCGGCAUGCUCAAGAAAAACAGACACGUGAUUGGUCAGUCUGGAUGUUUUGGGCGGAGUUUUAAUGUGUGAAGAGAAACCUGAGAAAUCUUUAGUGAAUUUUUAAAUGCGUCAGAGGAAGAAAACCGGAAAUGAGAUGUUUGAACUCAAAAUAAAGGCAGAAGAGAC
Cynoglossus semilaevis (tongue sole) is the source of this 2155-nucleotide messenger RNA. RefSeq names its product single-stranded DNA binding protein 1 (gene ssbp1). Gene Ontology annotation, molecular function: single-stranded DNA binding. Lineage: Eukaryota; Metazoa; Chordata; Actinopteri; Pleuronectiformes; Cynoglossidae. The record is from RefSeq and is a predicted model, not a curated record. The coding region runs from base 136 to 579 and encodes 147 amino acids. The transcript is spliced from 8 exons. Gene Ontology annotation, cellular component: mitochondrial nucleoid. Gene Ontology annotation, biological process: positive regulation of helicase activity; mitochondrial DNA replication.